This is a messenger RNA of Brassica oleracea var. oleracea, 762 nucleotides long. RefSeq names its product putative F-box protein At5g15660. The coding region runs from base 1 to 762 and encodes 253 amino acids. NCBI's taxonomy places the organism in Eukaryota, Viridiplantae, Streptophyta, Magnoliopsida, Brassicales, Brassicaceae. The transcript has a single exon. The record is from RefSeq and is a predicted model, not a curated record.
AUGGGUGAGAUCAUAUGUAACCCUUGCACCGGAAAAACCAUACCUUUACCAAAGCUUGUCAAAACAACACCCGCUGCUAGUAGACGAAGGCUAGCCGACCGCUUUUUCGGAUAUGAUCCUGUCAAUAAUGAGUACAAAGUAUUGUGCAUCACACAGUAUCUUGCACAUCACGCAACACCGAAUCACUAUCAGAUAUUUACAUUGGGAGCUAAACCUAAAAUAUGGAGAUUCAUCGAUUGUGACAUUCCUCACACACAUUGGUCUGACGGUCUGUGUAUUGAUGGGUUUUUGUACUACAUUGCGAGGACGGACACAAGAAUGAUGUGUCUAAUGAGAUUCGAUUUGAACUCUGAGAAGUUUAUUAUCUAUGCUAGAGUAUCUGAGGAAAUGAAAGCUUUGUAUUUUCAAGACAACGGUUCUAGAACUUUGAUAAACUACCAUGGCAAAGUAGCCAUAGCCAUCCAGCCUUCUCACUCAGUGCCUUCAAUUGAUUUGUUCAUUUUCGAAGCAGGAAAACAGGAUUACAAAGAGAAGUCUUUCGAUAAUCUCCCCCAGCUUUAUUUACAUAUGAAAGGUGUUAUUAAUCAUAUGGGUGACAUUAUUUUUGCACCUAGCUGUUCCGAACGUGAUGAUAUUGUUAUUAUCCACCACGAUCUCAAGGGAGCCAGUUUUAAGAAGAUGAAGUUUGAAGUCGCAAAGUAUGAUUGGUUUAAUGAAUCAAAUUAUUUCAUGGGUUACGUAGAGAGUCUUAUGCUCAUUUAA